Molecule: messenger RNA, 1542 nt
Organism: Closterium sp. Naga37s-1
Lineage: Eukaryota; Viridiplantae; Streptophyta; Zygnematophyceae; Desmidiales; Closteriaceae
Source: the annotation of a GenBank genome assembly
AUGUGUUUGCGCUGCUCUCAUGCUUGUUCUCCUCCCACUACAUGCCUCCACCUCGUACCCUCUCCCACCCCCAUGUGUGCAUCACCUGGUGAGGCAGAAGCAACAGGCGUGCACAGGCGGCUGUUGGUGCAAGCAGGAGGGACGGUGGAGGGUUUGCAAGCAGCGGUGGCGGCAGUGGAGGCGGAAAUGGCGACAAUGAAAACCAAGAUGAGCGACCUGGCAGUGGCAACAGAGCAGGUUGCUAAGGAGGCGGGUAACUUGCGGGCGGUGUUGCAGGGCGAGGGGCACUGGGCCACAGCCAACCUCACCCGCCAUUUCCUGCUCUCCACAGCGCCCUCUCACCCAGACCGCUGUGCCGUGCUCUCUCUCGACCGCCGGGCACUGCAGCGGCAGUCCAAGCGCGGCCCCAAGGGCCCGCCUCUCUCCUGGAAGGGCUACGCAUGUGAGGCAGCACCAUCGCAAAUCCAGAAGUACACAGAUAUUGAGGCGAGGGCGCUGUGCCCCGAUGACUGGUUCUUCGUGCAAGAGCUCGUGUUUCUCAAGAACUGCUUCUCUCUGCCGCCCCGCCGCUGCCUUGCGCGCACGCCGCAGCAACCCACAGAGCCAUUGCCGUUCCCACAAUCCCUAUUCGAUCAAGCGGCGUUGGCAGACGGGGGGGUGAGGUGGGAGCAGCAGCAGUGCGGGUCGUUCCACUGCCUUAACACGCGCGCUCUGGGCGACUGUCGCAACUGCUUCAACCUGUCUCUUGAGAGCCACCGCUGGCAGCACCGCUUUCGAGGCAACCCCACCAUGCACGACGUAAUGCAACUCAAAAACGGCUCCCUCAGGUUGGGGCUGGACGUGGGAGGCGGCACGGGCAGCUUCGCAGCGCACAUGGCACGGCACGGGGUGACGGUGAUGACGACAGCCAUGAACUACGAGACCGUGUCGGGGCGGCAUGCGGGGCUGCCUUACUUUGAAGCCAUCGCCAUGCGCGGCCUCAUCCCGCUCUUCCUGCCCCAUAAGGCGCGGCUACCAUUCUACGACAACACUCUUGACGUGAUUCACAGCGUCAACAGCGUCAAGUACAUGCCCGUGAUGGAGUUUGAAGAGCUCAUUUUUGAGUGGGACCGCGUGCUCAGACCAGGUGGCCUCAUGUGGUUUGAGAUGUUCUAUGCACCAGUAGAUGACAUGGUGCUCUAUGUGGCCAUGCUGCAGCAGCUGCGCUACCGCCGCCUGCACUGGACGCUCAUGUUCCCACUCCACCCACCUCUCCCCACCCCUUCCUUUUCCCCAGGCGGCCUCAUGUGGUUUGAGAUGUUCUAUGCACCAGUAGACGACAUGGUGCUCUAUGUGGCCGUGCUGCAGCAGCUGCGCUACCGCCGCCUGCACUGGACGCUCAUGCCCAAGCCCGACCGCGGGGAGAUAGAGGCUCACCAAUUGUAUCUCAACUGUGUUAUUGAGAAACCCGCCAGGCGAAAUGCGCUCAAACCUGUUGAAUUCUCACGAGCAUGUAUUCCUGUUGCGUUUAUAAUCGAUUUUUCUACCAAGUUUGCACUGUAG